AUGAAGUACACAAUCUACGACCGGCUGCUUAAGCGAGAGGUUGGUCAAGAGCGCAGCAAAUACUCAGACAUCCGAUCAAUAUACGGCGACCGGAAAUGGGUCGAUAAUCUCGAUAUCGUAAACGAGCUUGAAGGCCACAACGGAUGCGUCAACGCCCUCAGCUGGUCGAAAUCUGGCCGUCUCCUCGCUACCGGCUCCGACGACCAUCGCAUCAACAUUCAUGCAUAUCACCCCGAAUCGUCGACCGACCAGUUCAACCUCACCACAUCUAUUGAGACAGGCCAUCGCUCCAACAUCUUCUCCGUAAAGUUUAUGCCUUACUCGGGCGACCGCACCAUCGUUAGCGCAACAGAUGACGUGAGGAUAUUUGACAUUGAGCAUUCAGGUCACUCGGCCUUCCGAACUGCUUCUAGAGCAGGUGGUGCGCGAAACUUGGGCACAGCACGGAGCAGAGUGACACUUACCGAGGCCGAUACAAAUGCCAAGGCAUUUCGCUGCCACACCGACACUGUAAAGAGGAUUGUCACAGAGGACAACCCAUUCUAUUUCAUGACCUGCUCCAACGAUGGAGAUGUACGGCAAUGGGAUAUAAGGCAGCCAGCCAGGGCGUAUCCACCAGCAAGAGACAGCAUGCUUCCGGCGUGGGCAAGAGACGAUGACGCAUCUGAUGAUAUUCCGCCGCCACUCAUCUCGUACAGUCGAUAUGGACUGGAUCUUAACACGGUCUCUUGUUCCCCUAGCCAACCUCACUAUAUUGCACUUGGUGGGGCACACCUUCAUUGCUUCUUGCAUGAUCGACGUAUGCUUGGCCGGGACAUCAACCGUGAGCGCGGUUCCAGACUUUCCACUCCAGCAAGUUGGAAUGAAAACGAUGAGGAGCUCCUAGGAAAAGCGACACAGUGUGUCAAGAAGUUCGCGCCUAAUGGGAAGCAACGCAUGGGCAGAAGCGACAGCGGUCACAUCACCUCAUGUAAGAUAAGUGACGCUCAGCCAAACGAGCUCAUCGUAAGCUGGUCUCAAGACCACAUCUAUAGCUUCGACAUUUUGAGAAGUCCGGAUGCAAGAGAGAAUGUAACACCAAUAAAAGCAUCAGGUAGUACGUCCAAUCGUCGAGUCAAGGACACCGCCAAAAAACGCAAGCGGCCAAAGUCAAGUGCAUCGUCUCAAGAGGCUGCUGAACGGGCAGGAUCCAGGCCACGAAAUGAUAGUACGGAAGAUGAUCUUGCACUACGCGUCACCUAUGGCAAUGGACAAAGUGAAGACAUUCGUAUCCAAACGCCUGCUGAGAGUCGCCUAACUCAGGAGCAACUGAACGAGUUGCGAUCCACGGACCAUUACCGGAUUGCGAGUACAACUAUCAAGAUAGCAAAGCGCAUAUUCGACCUUGGUGAACACGGAGAGACCGGGCUACAAUUGGCCUUCACCUCCAUCCUGGGCUUGGCAAACUCAAUAAUAGCAGAUAUGGAUGACAUAGAUCGGACAUGGACUUAUCCAAUCAACCCAGAUCCCGUCGAUGUGGCGGUACAAAACAAGCUCCGCGACAGCAGGGCAGCUUCGCGCCGGUUUGUGCAAGCAGCUGGAACGUUGGCACGAGUGUUGGGCGGACAGCUGUUGACCGGGUCAAGCUCAGACGCCUUGAUUGCACAAUACUUUGCAUCGAUCCAGCCGGCACCACGGGAGAGGGAGUUGCCUCGGCACCAACAUUUCGGAUAUGACUUUUUGAAAGCCAUACUGUUGUGGCUUGAUAGUGGUCCAGGCGCAGUAGUAGAGGGAUUCUCUGGACGGAGUAGCAGUGCUCGACUGCCUCUUCCACAUGGAGAAGACAUGGACGCCAUACAAGAGCAACUGAUUCCCUACCUGAUGAACCUUGCGGGUGAUGACAACAUUGUCAAUCCCGAUGCCUCCAAAUUUGAGACGGAUGCCACUCGAAUUCUGUUCUCUUCUGAGAUUGAAGCAGUUGAUGCCUUUGGCCAGGCGCUGCAAAUACCUUUUGCAGAUCUGACUGGAACAGAUGGAUCUGCGACGGAAGCGGAUUUUACAGAUGAACCUACCCAAACGCGAAGUGCAGCCAAAAGAAGAUGGGCAUAUCAGGUUGGAAGGGGAGUGCUGCUCAACGCUUCGAAGGACAUCAACUUUGCUUUCGUGGAUCGCGCCUAUGGCGGUCGUGGCAUCUCGGACAAACAAAUCAGAGCCGAGGAGAGAGCGCUGAGAGCACGACAGGCGGAUAUUGAUCCUGUGAUCGACGAGGGUCCUGUCCGUGAAGCAGAGUUAAUCAGGACAUCAAACCAAGAAACAGAAAACGGGGACGGUUCCCCAAGCUCGGUUACCCCAACAGGAUCGAGAUCCACCGUGGUUCAGAAUCCCGGGGAAAAUGAGGAAGACGAAGAACAAAAUGACGACGACGAAGACGAGGAUGACGAAGAUGACGAAAACGAUUGGUAUGGGGACUCUGAAGAUGGAUUAGACGAGGAUUCCGAGGAUUCCGAGGACGAGGAUGAAGAGGGACUACGGCGGACAAGAAGUGGACAUAUGCUAUGGCGUACCGACUUUGGUCGCAGUCGCUACAAACGGUGGAAGGUUGAACGCGACGUGCCUUGCGCACCUCACACCCGUGUUUAUAUGGGACAUUGUAAUGUCAAAACGGUAAAAGACGUCAACUACUUUGGUCUUCAAGAUGAGUAUGUUGUCAGCGGGAGCGAUUCAGGUCACGUUUUCAUUUGGGAUCGAAAGACAGCACAACUUCUGAACAUCCUGGAAGGGGAUGGAGAGGUUGUGAAUGUUAUUCAGGGCCAUCCCUAUGAACCGCUCAUGGCUGUAUCGGGCAUUGACCACACAGUGAAGAUAUUCUCACCAGAUGCUCACCUCCAACACAACGCUCGAAAAGGCGUAGGGGUGCAUUCGGCAGACCCCUCUUCCUUCUCCAGCAUCCGUUGGGGUCGCCGUGGCCGUAAUGUCACCACCGAACCCACAGCCGAAACCGAGACUGAGCCUGCAACUGCAGCACUCAGUGAUAGCGAUGACGACGUUGAACCUGGGGGACUUGCUAGUCGGCGCAGGAUGCACCUGAGUUAUCAAAUCACAAGCCAGAAUGACAUGGAUCGCAAGGGUGAAAGAGACGACUAUUUCAUUAGCCAGGCGGUAUUUGCGCAACUGGCUAGACACCUGGCUAGAGGUCAGGUCGGGGGUGUUGGGAAUGGUGGCGGCGAGGAAGGAGAAGAAGGCAAUGAGGCAAUUGUCAUCACUGAGGACAAUUGCAGUAUCAUGUGA
Bipolaris oryzae ATCC 44560 is the source of this 3267-nucleotide messenger RNA. RefSeq lists its product as uncharacterized. Gene Ontology annotation, molecular function: protein binding. Gene Ontology annotation, cellular component: cytoplasm; Cul4-RING E3 ubiquitin ligase complex. Bases 1 to 3267 code for a protein of 1088 amino acids. Lineage: Eukaryota; Fungi; Ascomycota; Dothideomycetes; Pleosporales; Pleosporaceae. The record is from RefSeq and is a predicted model, not a curated record. The transcript is spliced from 3 exons. Gene Ontology annotation, biological process: negative regulation of fatty acid biosynthetic process.